AUGGCCGAGGAAGAAGGUUCUUUUGCUGCGCAGGUGGAGCAGCGCUGGGGAUUUCUCUCUCCGUGGUGGGAGGCGCUGAAGUCCUGCAUCAAGUACUACAACCAGUACAGCCCCGACGAGUACGUCUGGCAGCUUCCUGAAAUCGUUGUUAAGGUCGCGAUGCCAAGACGCGAAAGCUCCGACAGUGAGGAUGAAGCGGCUUUCCGUAGACGUUUUCAGGAGGUGCGAGAGGCUUUAGCGCUGCUUGUGGCAGUUGAGCACGCCGUCUACGAUGCUUACGACCACAUAUUUACUGAGAAAUGCGAAGUCUACCAUGGAAGGUAUGGAGAAGAAAUCAGCGAAGUGAGCAUAGCAGUCAAGUUUAUACUGGACGUGGAUGAGGACGGACAUGAAAUUAACGCCGAUGCUGCCGACAGUGUCGAGUAUGAUCUUGUCCACUUAUGCGGGACUGAUCAGCGUGAACAACCUAGCGAGGAAUAUCGGACCGCGUUGAGCCAGAUUGCUGCUCUUGAUGAAAACCUAAAGUCAGGGGAGGCUGGAGUGGACAUACAAAUUCCCGUGAGAGUGGAUUUUCGGGAGAAACUACUGGGAGAUACAAUAAAUGUCGACACACAGCUUAACUACGCAAAGACAUUGAAGGAGAUCGCAAUUGCUGAGAAAGAGAUCCACGCAAGCAAUACCGGAGAAAAGGGCGUGGAGGCUGGAGCACUCCGUUGCACGUUUGUGUUGGAGCCAAUGUCUGUAAAUGCUGGUUUAAUGCCUGAAAGUCUGGGGUUUGUGGAUGCGCUAGGACAACUGGUAGUAGAAAACGUGUGGUUCUCUUCGAUGGAUGUCCCUGUGCCUAUCUUGUUUGAGAAUUCCAGUUAUCCCGAGGCUAUAAAAAUCUUUGGACAGUUCUUUAGACGUGCACUGAACGGACGCUACAUUGGCUACUACUUCGACGCCGGUGCAACUCAUCGAGGGUUGGUCGAAGAAAGCGGUUCUUCUCAACUGGCAGAGCUCAAGUUGGCAUGCGACGCGACGAUGCCACCCCGCGAUAUUGAAGCAAUGUGCUCGGCGAUGGCGCUGAUCCAGACGACUGAGAAGCUCUCGCUUUUUUUGGAGUUAGAACCUUUGGAUCGACAAAAACGUGAACACUACUGGAAGUGGUUGGCCUAUGGACUGUUUUCGAAGCGUGCCCAAGCCUUCUCGUCAGUCAAAACGCUAACCCUCACGGGGAUCCAGCAAUUGAAUGCCACCGAUGUACAAGCAUUCACUGCAAUAUUGGCGUCGGAGCACCCAGAAGAGAUGCUGUUUGGCACUCCCCGAGGGCGAGUUGAUGAGAGAGGUGCAACAAUAACGAGUGGCACACCUAUCCGAUGGGAGUUUGAUAGAGAAGGCCACCCCGUCGUGAACUCACGUUAUCUCGCGUUGGAGGAAGAAAUUCCGUCCGUAAGAACGUUUAGUGAUGACGGAGAGAGAGAAUGGGUUGAUGUGCUGGUUCCUGGAUUUGGACGUUGCCAGGAGCAACGCACGAACUUGAGUUUUGAGUGUGACGUGGACGAGAACGCGAUUAUUCGAAGUUGCCCCAAUUUGCAGGAGGUUACAUUCUCAAGACGCUUGAUCGACGUACAGCUCGACCUCAGCGAAUACCGUGCAACGAACACGCCAAUUCCCGAUCUGACGUUUCAAUGGAGCGACGUCACGGAAUUUGCCAAGCAGCUACGUGACGACAGCAAUCCGCUUACAAAAUGUGUGCGCCGUCUGCGGUUUUCUUUGCUUUCCCGUUGGGUUCCAGAAGAAGUCCUCAUGGCUGGGAAUGCGCCAAAUUUUGAAUUCUACGUGAACGCGAUUAUCAAAAUGCUGGAGGUGAACGAAAGGCUGGAAUACCUGGAGCGCGAGCCGCUAGCAAGGAAGUGUAUGCUCGCUUUCCUAAGUGUGCUCGCGUCAAGGACGCCGUCAACAACAGAGACAACCAAGAAGAGAAAGGUAGACGAGCCCAAAGCUGUCCCGGCGGAGAUUGACGUGGCGAAGAUCUUUUCUUUUGAGGCAGUCCCCGUCAUUCGAGAGGUGUUUUAUCACGCGUCACAGCGCCCCGUUCGCACCGUACAGCAAGCUCCUCAAUCUCAGUGA
Phytophthora sojae is the source of this 2112-nucleotide messenger RNA. RefSeq lists its product as hypothetical. Lineage: Eukaryota; Oomycota; Peronosporomycetes; Peronosporales; Peronosporaceae. The record is from RefSeq and is a predicted model, not a curated record. The coding region runs from base 1 to 2112 and encodes 703 amino acids. The transcript is spliced from 4 exons.